CAGGACCACAAAGAAGGAAAAACCUCCUUGUUCCUCUAUGACCUACCUCGAAUCGCGGCUAAUCUCUAUAUAUGUAUAUAUAUAUAUAUGUAUGUAUGUAUGUGCUUAACACAGCCCUCUCCACACACUCCAUAAAACUCUCUCUUUUUCUUUUUUUUUCCUUUCUUCUUUGGGUUUUCUUCUGCAUUCAAUUAGAUUUACUGUGUCCUAGGGAUUUCUUCUCUCUCUCUCUCUCUUUUUUGUGGGUUUUGUUUGUGUUUGGAAAAUAGUCUAGUGGGAGAGAGCAAAACCCUUUUUUUUUUUUUUUUUCCCCUUUUUGUUAUAGAAUUAUUUCAAUGGUAAGGACGAUGAAGAAUAGUAGCAGUUCUGAGUCUUUGAAGCUCGACAGGAAAACUGUUGAGAGGAAUCGAAGAAUUCAUAUGAAAGGUCUUUGCUUUAAGCUUGCUUCACUUAUUCCUCCUCACCAUUUUAAACCAUCCAAGGACAUGUUAUCUCAACAAGAUCAGCUGAAUGUCGCGGCCUGCUAUAUUAAACAACUCAGCGAAAAAAUAGAGAAGAUGAAGUUGAAAAAGGAAGCAGCAAUCAAAGCCAAAGAAGCAAGCAAUGGAAAUUUUAAUAUCGAUGCAAUCAAUAUGAUUGGCAUAAGAUUGCCUGUGAUCGAAUUAAAAGAUUUGGGUUCGAGCAUUGAAGUGAUUUUGAUAAGUGGAUUGAAGAAGAACUUCAUGUUGUAUGAAGUUAUUAGUGUUCUUGAGGAAGAAGGAGCUGAAGUUGUCAGUGCUAGCUUUUCAACUGUGGGAGAUAAAGUCUUCCAUUCAGUACACGCUCAGGUUAAAAUUUCCCGAGUUGGGGUUGAGACUUCAAGGGUUUGGCAGCGUUUGCAGGAUUUGAUCUACUAAUUAAGUUGGGUUGUGAGAGAGAUGCUUUAAAAUAUCAACUGCACCAGACAUAAAAACAAAGAGCUCCCCAAGGAGGAGCUAGCUUGGGGUAUAUAUAAUAUAUCAAAAAAUAUAUAUUAUACAUAUGAAUUCCCACUUUGUAUAAUUGGCUAUAUAGGCCAUAUAUAUAUGAAUGUUUUGUAAAUGUAGAAGUUAAUAUAUGUGGUUUAAUCUUUGUUUACAUCUUGUGAUGGAAAUAAGUGAACGUGUUAAGAAA
Molecule: messenger RNA, 1152 nt
Organism: Ziziphus jujuba (common jujube)
Lineage: Eukaryota; Viridiplantae; Streptophyta; Magnoliopsida; Rosales; Rhamnaceae
Product: transcription factor bHLH162
Exons: 3
Coding region: 336-896 (186 amino acids)
Biological process (GO): regulation of transcription by RNA polymerase II
Cellular component (GO): RNA polymerase II transcription regulator complex
Molecular function (GO): protein dimerization activity; DNA-binding transcription factor activity, RNA polymerase II-specific; RNA polymerase II transcription regulatory region sequence-specific DNA binding
Source: RefSeq, a predicted model, not a curated record